UUGUUGUUCCUCUUUGAGCUUUAAUUUGUUCAGUAGAUUCAGAAUGUGAAGAUGAAUUAAUCUGGAACUUGGUGAAACUAUUAUUGAGUUUAAAGCUGAGCAUCAAAGUUGAUCCGGUGAUUAGCUGAUCUCAGCUUUUCAUCAUCAUCCCGAUAAUUGUGAAAUAUAUAAAGUGCCUAAAGGAUUAUAUUUAAAUCAGGUGAUAACAAUUUGUUACCAAUAUCCAAAGGAAAUCCUAACAAUCAGCAAUGAAACAACAAUUUAAUUCAGAACCAAUUGAAUCGGAUUAUUUUAUCGCUGAAAAAAUUGGCAGUGGUCAAUUUGCUACUGUCCGUCGAUGUAUUGAAAGGUCAUCGGGUAAAGAGUUCGCAGCUAAAUUCGUCCGUAAGAAACGUAUCAUUGGCUCGAGACGAGGAUUAACAUUGGAAGACAUUGAACGUGAAGUUAAUAUACUCAAGAAAUUAAAUCAUGACAAUAUCGUUAAAUUAUAUAACGUUUACGACAAUGGAAAUGAAGUUAUCCUGAUACUUGAAUUGGUCAAAGGUGGUGAACUUUUUGAUUACCUGGCAGGUAAAGAGGGACUUGAAGAGGGUCAAGCGAUUGCAUUUAUUAGACAAAUUUUACUUGGACUUGACCACAUGCAUUCAAAAAACAUUGUCCACUUGGAUCUUAAGCCUGAAAAUAUUAUGUUACUUGACAAAGAAACACAAAGAUUAAAGCUAAUCGAUUUUGGAUUAUCUCGAGUGGUCAAUACUGGUUCAGAUAUACGAGAGAUACUUGGUACACCAGAAUUUGUUGCUCCGGAGAUUAUUAAUUAUGAACCAAUUACUUUAGCAACCGAUUUAUGGAGUGUCGGUGUUAUCACAUAUAAUUUAUUAACUGGAGCUUCACCUUUCCUUGGUGAUACCAAGCAAGAAACUUUUACCAAUAUAACUACAGUUGAUUAUUUUUUUGAUUCAACUCAUUUUAGUGAUUUAGCUCAACAUUUUAUAUCAAAUCUAUUGGUUAAAGAUGGCAGGAAACGUUUAACCGUUGAUCAAUGUCUAUCCCAUGAUUGGAUUAAAUCAAGAGACUCUCAUUUACUCAGUGAAACUGUGAUACAAUUAACUAAUCCAGUAAUCAACUAUCAACCUCAGAUAAUUAAUAUUAAAGCUCGGAAUAAGUGGAAAGCAACUUAUCAGAUUAUCCGAACCUGUAAUCGUCUAACCAAGGAGAUUAACAAUCAAGUUAAUUGUCAAAGUGUUGAUAGUUUAAUUAACUCAUUUCCAGCCCGAUUUUUCAGUGAAAAAGAGCAAGAUGAAAACUUUGUCCUGGCAGCUCUGUUUGGUGCGGUUGAAGAAGGUAAUCUGAAUGGACUCCAAGAACUGGUCAACAUGUCCAAGAUUGAUAUUAACCAAGCUAAUACGCAUGGGGAAACGGUUGUCCAUGUUGCUGCUGGUUUAGGACAAUUGGAGAUUCUCAAAUUUCUGAUUAAAAAAGGAGCCGACUUUACUCUAGUCGAUAAUCAUGGGGACAGUGCCAUUUAUUGGGCGGCAAGACAAGGGCACACUCAAAUUAUUCGUUACCUUUACGAGAAAGGAUUAGAUGUUGAUAGUAAAAAUAAGGCUGGUGAAACUGCUGUUCAUGUUGCUGCUCGUUAUGGUCAUGCUGAUGCAAUUGAACAAUUAUGCAAAUGUGGUGCCAAUGUUAAUGUAGCUGAUGAUCACGGUGAGACCGCUCUUCACAUCGCUGUUUGGCAUGGAUUCCCCAGAAUCGUUCAUGUUUUAGGUGAAGUUGGAGCCCAAGCGAAUGUAAAAAAUAAGGAAGAUGAAACUGCUCUUCAUUGUGCCGCUGCAAGAGGUCACAUUGAAAGUGUCCGUUGUCUACUUGAAAUUGGUGUUGAUUUGAAUCUGCUUGAUAAGAAUGGAUGUUCAGCUCUUCAUUUAUCUCUUCGUCGUCAUCAUAUAAUCGUUGGCUUGAUGUUAAUCCAUGGAGGUGCUGAUAUCGAAAUCGCUGAUUCGAUUGGAGAGAAACCGAUUCAUAUUGUUGCUCGAGAAGGUCUUUUGUCUGUUUGUCAAUUACUCUGUUCUCUUAAUUGUUCAGUUAAUGUUUGCAACAAAUCGGGUCUUUAUCCGAUUCACUUAGCGGCUAAAAAUGGUCACAUUGAAAUCGUUCGUACCCUUUGUUUAACUUCCUGUAUCAUUGAUCAGAAAAAUCGUGAUGGAAUCACCGCUGAAAUUUCAGCUUUAGCCCAAGGAUUUAAAGAUAUUGCUGAACUAUUGGUUUCCAUUAAAAAUGAGACUCUUCGAGCCGAAUAUAUCAACUCAUUGAUUCCCUCUGGUGAACCUUUAACACGAGUUAAACUAAAACUUUUGGGUCACUCAGGGGUUGGUAAAACAACACUUGUUGAAUCCCUCAAGUGCGGCUAUUUUUCAUCCUGGUUUCGCAGGUCAUCUCGUGGUGUCACCGCUGCCACCGCUUCAGCAGUAGUCGCUUCCCUUCCAAGUAUUGGUAAACGAUCAGUUUUGGCUAAAAAUUCAAUAUCCUCAUCAAAAUCUAGUCUUGAUGCUUCACCACCUUUAACACCAACCACGGCGACAUCAUCAUCUUCAGCUUCCUCUUCCGCCGGUGGAUCGUCUAGUAGCAAUUGUGGCAGUGGUUCGUCUGCCACCAGUGGUAUUGGUAGUUCAAUAUCUUCGAUAGCAACUUCCUCGACAAACUAUGGAAAUGGUAAACACUCAAACCAUAGUGGUUCCGGAAGUGUCAUUGGUAGUACACUUUCCAAUGGGAUGAUCGGUGGAGGACAUUUUCAUGGUUCUUUUGAAUUUUGUAGUAGCCUUCAUCAUGAAAAUUCAACCCGAGGAAUCGAUGUGACUAACAUUUCACCCUCCGGCGUUGGUGACCUGAGUGUUUGGGAUUUCUCUGGAUGUGAGAGUUACCUUCAAGUUUACGAUCACUUUUUAAAUGAACCAAAUUGUAUUCAUGCCAUAUUAUUUCGUGCCUGUGAUCGACUGGACAUUCAAAUGAAUCAGGUUCUCUAUUGGCUCAACUUUCUUCAAAGUCGAUUACCAGUUGUUGAACCUUUAGCUUUCGGAGGUAAAAGCCAAUUUCCAGCCAAAGUAAUUUUAAUCGCAACCCAUGUCGAUCUAUUAUCAAAUAGGCCAAAUUUUCACGCUUAUCCAAUUAACAACAAUACGAACACCAAUACAACCUCAUCUAAUUCAAUGUCCUCCGUUUCACCCUCUUCUGUUGAUUUUGUCAACAGAGAAGUGGCCACUGUUUACCAAGUUGUAAUGGAAAAAUUUUCCACCGUUUUCGAUAUUCACAAUCAAGUUCUUAUCAUGGAUUCUCAUGCUGUCGGUUCUCAGGCCAUGAAGCAGUUUAAAAACUAUUUGUCAACCAUUCGGGUUAAACUAUUGGAAACAUUGUCACCUUCAAGUGGACUUUUGGAAUCGGUCAUGAGCGCAUUGAAUCAUUGGAGAAAAGCUUUAUCAAACUUUCCAAUUCUAACCUAUGGUCAAUUAAUUACCAUGAUUCGUGAACAAAUUAACCCGCUAACCGGUGAAGAGCAUGUUAAUCAAAUUUUCCGUCAAUUAGUUUCAAUGGGUGAAAUAUUUUACCUAAAAUCUAAAAAUGAUCAAGAUUUAAUUGUACUCUGUCCUAAAUGGUUAACCUCAACGGUUGUCGGUAACCUCUUAAGUGAAGAUCAAAUAAUGAAAAGUCCAAUUUCAGGCCGAUACUCUGUUGAUGAGAUGCAAGACCUUUUCCCGUCCGUUGAUGCACUUGAUUUACUUCAAGUUUUGGAAUCACUUUCCCUUUGUACUCAAUGUGAUUCCGGUGGUGAUAUUGAAUAUGAAUUCCCAUAUUUUAUUAAACAAGAGAGACCUGAAAGUCCAUUACUCAUUGCAGACUCAUUGGAUGACCAUCAUUCUCACCAUGAUCAUCACCACCAUCAAACCAGCAAUAAUCAUCAUCGUAACAAUUCACCUGAAUCAUCAACCGAUGGAUCAACGAGCUCAAAUCAUCAUAAUAACAAUAACAAUCAUAGUAAUACAAUUAUGGCCGGAAUUCGGUUGCAAUGUGAUCCAGAUACUCCGUCUGGUACAUUAUUGACCUGCCUUUUCCCUCGACUUCAAACAAUUUUACGUUCAUUGGUCCAGGAAAACAACGAUAUUGACAAUUCCCUAAAAUUGGAACAAUUUUGCAACACAGUUAAACUUUCUUUCGGCCCAUUAACGGCAACCCUAAUACCAACAAUACUUUCCUGUUCCCUUCAAUAUGAGGCCAUUGAAUUACGAGUAAUUGGCCCUCGAUGUAAACCAUUAGACGCUUUUCACUUUUUCUAUGAUCUUUUAUCCCUAAUUGAAUCUUCCAUUGGUUCCAUGGCUCCAGCGCUUCUACUCCACCGACACUAUUUAAGUCCAAUGGAACUGGCCAAACAUAAACUUCACCCAUUAACCUAUUCACCAUCUCAAUUGAUUGAUGUUGCCCUUAAAUCAUCUCACCCUCUGGAAGAAACAUUAACACCAACCAUUAAUGAUUCACCUUCAUUUCCAUCUUCAUCACUUAUCUCAUCAGUUUCCUCUUCCUGUUCAUCUUCAGUCUCACCAUCUUCCGAUAAAGGAAGAUCUCUAAUCGGCUGUGGUGAACGUUUAGCUGAUGUAAUUUCCUUUGGCUGUAGUAACCUUAAUUUUGAUAUUGAUUCACCUUUAAGCGAAACAACAAAAAAAGUCACUUCAUCAUCAUCAUCAUCAUCAACAACAACAACGACAACAACAGCAACUAUGUCAACCACCAAUCCAACAACUUUAGCCACUAAUUUAGCCUUUGCCAAAUCACGAGAACCAAAUGAACUUGAUUUGCGACAACCUCAAGUUUCUGGUCUUUUCUAUGUACCACCAUCAGUCCCACCAUUAAUUUUACCACCAUCACCAUUAAUUAACAACAAAGGAACAACAUAUUAUAAUCACUCGCCAUUAUCUGUAAAUUGUUCACCAGGAUCAACAGGAAACACAACAACAGCAGCAACAACAUUUGGACCAAUCUCUUUAAAUCCAACCCUUGUUGGUGAUUUACACAUUAAUAAUCUUCCAGUGGUCACCAAGCAGCGACUCUGCGCUUUGCUUGACCCUCCCGAAUCAAUGGGAAAAGAUUGGUGUAUGUUGGGAAUUAAAUUAGGUUUAACUGAUAAAUUACCUAAAUUAGAUCCUGGUAAUAAUACAGCGAUCAGUCCAACCUGGAGGGUUCUCGAUGAAUGCUGCCGUAAUCCCUAUUGUACAAUUUCACUGUUAAUCGCCAAACUUCAGGAAUUAUCUCGUUUGGAUGCAGUUAAUUUAGUUCUGACCUCAGUUCCAAUAUUAAAAGUUUUCCCGCUCUUCUCAAACAUGGACUCAACUUGUCCACCUCUUUCCGAUGAAACCUCAUCCUCAGUGCCUACAUCAACUGUAACCAGUUCACCAUCACAAGCAUCCAGUUCUAAUUUAUCUCGUUAAAUUGGUUAAAUUAACCGAACAAUUAAGAAAAAUUUUUGUAAAAUCUUUCAAAUUAUUAUUAUAAUUAUUAAUUGUCACUUGAAAAUUUGCUUAAAAGUUUCUUCUGAUAACUUUUAACCAUUUCAAUAUUUCUACAAUUAGUUUUGUAUUUUAAAAUGAUUUCAACUGGAAAUUAUUUCACUUUAAUUAGUUUUAAUCAUAAUUAUCACAGUGAUUUACAAGUCACAACAAUCAAAACAAAACAGAAACACCAUCAUCAAAGUAAAACAAAAAAAGGUCACCUUAAUUGUCCUCUUCCUAGUCCAUUGUGUGUUGUAAACAAACAAAAUUAUGAUUUAUUUUAUCAAUUGUAAUCUGUUGAUUGUGUCAUUAUUUUUAAUUAUCGAUGUUCAAUCAUAAUUAAUUAUCUUCCAUUGGCCUUUGAUUUGUGUCUUUCCCUUUUAAAUCACAGAUAUAAAACAAUGAUCACCAUUAUAUCAACAAUUAAUCGUCUCACAAUUGAUUAACAACAAUUCAAGUGCCAUCUUGAAAUUAAAAACAAUCAAUACAUUUGAAAAUUUAAUUAAA
Panonychus citri (citrus red mite) is the source of this 6038-nucleotide messenger RNA. RefSeq names its product death-associated protein kinase 1-like. Gene Ontology annotation, molecular function: ATP binding; protein serine/threonine kinase activity; protein binding. Gene Ontology annotation, biological process: piRNA processing; intracellular signal transduction; positive regulation of apoptotic process. The record is from RefSeq and is a predicted model, not a curated record. The transcript is spliced from 14 exons. Bases 249 to 5471 code for a protein of 1740 amino acids. Gene Ontology annotation, cellular component: nucleus; pi-body. Lineage: Eukaryota; Metazoa; Arthropoda; Arachnida; Trombidiformes; Tetranychidae.